Messenger RNA from Anastrepha ludens (Mexican fruit fly), 2316 nucleotides. Its product is annotated as keratin, type I cytoskeletal 9. The transcript has 7 exons. The coding region runs from base 1067 to 2170 and encodes 367 amino acids. NCBI's taxonomy places the organism in Eukaryota, Metazoa, Arthropoda, Insecta, Diptera, Tephritidae. The record is from RefSeq and is a predicted model, not a curated record.
UGAGACGUUUCAACGGCUUUUAGUAUUCAAUUUUCUGUAGUUAGAAGGUGUAGUUUGUGUGUAUCAGCGAAACAUGACUCAUUAAGUUGAUAAAACCAAUGAUGAGUUAUUGAAGCCAAAGUUUAUUUGUGUUAAUGUAUUAAUUUCUUCAUUAUUGUAUUCGUUGACACUUUGCUUUUAGCGGACAAAGGAGUGCGCCUGAAUGAGGUCCUUAAUCCCUCGUGGAACAUAGCACAUCAGCCUGCGCACCAUCUUGAGCGAUUUUUGGCAUUUAUGAGCAUUUCGAAUGGCUCCACUUGCGCAUUUUUCGGUAUUACUGAGCUCGACAUUGUUUUGGGCCAAAAAAAAGCCGAAGAUGUUCCUCAGGUAGCGAUUUACAAAAACCUGAAGGCUUGGUGAUGGAUUUGAUCACUUUCCAUGUACAUACAGCAAGCAUAAAGUAGAACCGAUACUACGUUGGAUUUGAAAAUUCUCAUUUUUGCGUGAUGUUGCUUUUGCGCCGCACAGACGACAGCAUACCACAGGCGGCACUAGCUUUACCAAUGCGACAUUUGACAUAUUCAUCCGUACCUCUAAAAGCUGCUACCUCGCUACCAAGAUAUACAUAUAAAUUGCUUAACACAUUUCACUGUAGCACCUGAAAUAUUUACAUUAAAGCAUUUUUCUCUAGUGGCACAACAAUACCGUUCAAUUCCUGUAAAUUGUGCGCUAGGAAGCAUACGUCGUCAGCAUAAUCGAGAUGUUCAAUGUAAGAUUUACUAAGCUGGCUUCAGAGAAAUAUGAAAUCAAGAAGGCGUUUUUUAACUCUGGCUGCGAAAGAACUUCGUACAGAAGACACAUUGAGCAGGAGGACCAUCUGAACGAAGGAGGUCGGCUGGCACCAGUGUUGGUUUCUUAUCGAUGGAUCGCUGGCGUAGUAGUUAAAUCGCAUUGAUGAGCCAGUACGACAUCUGCGUAAUCUUAAACUAUAAAAACUGCAAUCAGCUGAACCAAAGACAUCAGUUCCAAUUUGAACAACUAACCGUAGGAAUUCGUCGGUGAAGCUAAACAAACAAUUCGUCAGGAAAUGCGUCUAUUUUUGGUAUUUUGUUGCGCUUUGGCCGCAGUCACUCAUGCCAAACCACAAGGAUACAAUUAUGGCACUGGCAUCUCGGGCAGUAGCUCGUCGGGCAGCAGUUACCAAAGCGGUGGCGGUUUCGUGGGUGGACUCAGCGGACUUGGUGGACUAGGUGGCUUAAGCGCCCCCAGCAGCCACGGCAGCUUUGGCAGCGCCAGCAGCAGUAGUCCAAUUUUCGGUGGCUUCCAGAGCGGUGGUAUUGGCAGCAACUUUGGACGCGGUGCUGGUGUUGGUGGUUUCCAAAGCGGUAGCACUGGUGGCAGCUUUGGUCACAGUGCCGGUGCAGGUAGCUUCGGUAGCGGUAGCGGUAGCGGCAUAGGCGGCGGUUUCAGCGGCAUUGGUGGUGGUAUUCACGGUGGCGGCGCUUCCAGUGGUUUCGGAGGACAAUACCAGCAAACCGGCGGAUUCGAAGCACCACUUGUGCACAAACAAUUCCUCACCAUUUCUGCACCGGAAGAUCACGACUCACUAGAGCAAAGCAAACAUUUCGUUAUUGGACGCCCGCAAAAGAACUAUCGUGUGGUUUUCAUUAAGGCACCAUCUUCAAGUGCUGCUAAUGUGAAACUCUCAGCUGAAUAUGCGCCAAAGGAAGAGAAGACCGUUAUUUAUGUGCUGUCCAAGAAGGAUUCUACACUCGAGGUGAACGACAUCGCUACACCCGCACCCACAGUGCCAGCCAAACCAGAGGUAUUCUUCAUCAAAUACAAGACCGAAGAGGAAGCGCAUCAUGCACAACAACAAAUUCAAGCCGAAUACGACAAAAUCGAAGGUACAUCCGAGCACGCCGACGGCGGUAUUGGACAACAACAAUCUGUUGUUGGCAUACUGGAUGGCGGCGCUGGUGGUAUUGGUGAUGCUGGCAGCCGGGGAGUUGGUGGUGGAAUCGGAGGUGGUGUUGGUGGCAGCAGCUAUGCUUCGGGAAGUGGUGCUGGCAUUGGUGGUAUUAGUGGUGGUAGCUUGGUUGGUGCUUCCAGCUCUAGCUUUGGUGUUGGCCAAAGUGGCUCGAGCGGUGCAAAAUCUCCCACUUACCUGCCACCUUCCACACGAGUGUAAAAGUAGACAAUUUAGCAUUUUUCCAAGAAUGUUUGUUGAGCGAAUUUGAAUUUGCAACACGAAACUUGAAAAACAAUUUACAAACAUUUGUAUUUGUAUGUAAAAACCUUACUGUAACGAAAUAAAGAUUUAUUUUUUUAAUUAAA